GGGGGUGCGCCGCGAGAGGAGAGCAGCACAUUGUUUGCCGGUGACUGUGGGCAACGGAAAAGCAUGAGUUAUCAGGGCAUGUGCGAUUUUGUUUAGAAAGUGUGUGCAGGACAGAAUGCGUGUGUGUUUGUGUGCACCGAGCCCCCAGUUGGGUGUUGGAGCUAAGGCCAUUCAAAGGAUGCUCAAACAAAGAUUUUUUUUUUUUUCCCCUCGCUCUCCUUUUUUUGAAUGGUGAUCGAGGCCUGGCCGGAUUCCUUUACUCAUGCUGUUGGCUGUUGGGCUCUGCUUCAGGGUAGCUGAAGGAGCUUCUGCAUGCAUGGCUGAGGGCCCUUUCCCCACUCAUUACCUCACUAGCCUCUGGGCUAACCGAUUAUGGGUAACCUCAUAAGUCGACCCAGCUGCCUGGGCCAGAAGUCCAAGCAUGUGAGGACGGAUGAGGGCUUUUUGAAGGAGUGCUACCAGCGCCCCAAAGAGUGGCAACCGCCUGACAAACAUGCAGAGGACACGGGCAAGGAAACAGAGGCGCAGAAGGACAAGGGAGCAGAGGAGGCUGAUCUCAGAAGAGAGGAGGCUCACACGCCCAUUUCCGACAAACCUCUUCGCAGUUCCCCGGCGUCCACCAUCAGGAGCACCAGCACUCUGGACAAUGCUUGGCACGGCACGCCCUCCCCGAUAAAAACAUCCCGAAAUGGGACGCUAACCCGGAGAACUGUCCCUGCGGAGUAUGCAAGGUCCCCCCUGGCGCUAUCAGACAAGUGCAACGCAGACAGACGAGCAAGCUACCAGAGAAGAGACUCUCGAGAGGGCAGCCCUUGGUCCUGGAAGACCGUGGCAUCGCGGGAGGUCACUGAAGUGACCGAGGUGACCGAGACUAUCGUCACGGAAAUUGUGGAAGUUACGGAGUAUCCAUCAGGAAAUAAGGGAGGAGAUCCGAUCGUAACGAGAACUGUUAGAGUCCUGAAUGGCGUUGCAGAGGAACUUGCCGAGCUGCAAAGUGAUGGGCACUCGAGCUCAGACCCGGAUUCCUGCGUGGAAAAAUGGAAGGGCAAAAGGCCGCUGCUUGCAUUGCGGGACGCCUCGACAGACCCUGACACAUUCCUCCAAAACCUGGCAGCCUUGCACACAUGGGUGUGUGAAAUAGAGGAACUCACAGCAAAUCAGAAACCACCAUCUUCUGAGGUCAAAGUGGUGAAAGCACAGCUCCAGGAACAAAAGCUCCUGUUGCGCCUCUUGACAGAUCGCCGCCGUAGCAUGGAUGCAAUGAUGAUGGAGGGUCCCCGGUUAGUGGAGGCCCACCCAGGAGAAGAGGGCGAACAGGCAAAGGUCAAGCUCUCUGCUCUCCAACACAAGUGGCAGUCCUUGCAGCUGGAGGCCGAGCAAAGGAGGGCCAGUCUGGAGCUCAUCCUGCCAAGGGCUCUGGUCUUCCAGCAGGGUGUAGAUGAUCUACAGCAAUGGCUCAUGUCUGUGGAACAAACGCUGGCUGAGCUGCGCAGCGCUGAACGAGUGAUGCUGCAUUUGUCUGAGACGACGGAUCGGGCCAAGGCUGUUGUUGCAGAGAUUCAAGUACGGACCGCAGAGCUUGGGAAUAUACAGAGCACAGGUCAUCAGCUGAUGGAAGCUUUGUCAGAGGGGGAGGCCCAGCAGGUGCAGGAGCGGAUGGAUGCUCUUCGUGUCCGUUGCUCUGUACUCAACCUGAGCAGCCUGGACGUGCUGCAGAGGCUCGAGCAGGCUCUUGAGGCUUCCAGCCGCUGCACCUCCAGCCAGGAGGACCUCCAUUUGUGGUUGGGUCGCAUUGAGAGAGAGCUUCUGGGGGCGUCUGGUGCGCAGACUCAUGCGGGAGACACUGGUCUGUGCGCGGCUGAGAGACAGAGGCUGGAACAAGCCAUGCUUAAAGAAAUGGCCUGGUUCAAAGAAACAGCCCUAAACCUGGAGAAGCUAAGAACCAUAGAUCUGGAUCCAGGGCUCAUAUCAGAACAACUCUAUGAGCAAAAGAUCUUGGCUGUUGAGAUUCUCCAACAUCGCUUCAACAUCGAAAAAAUGGUGAAAAUCUCUGAAAUCUUGUUGACUUACAGCGAUGAAGGAGAAGCUGUCAACCUGCAGAGCCCAAUGGAAACGCUGCAGGAUCAGUGCAACACCACCUCUGCAACAAACUCCCACGUGGUGCUGCAGCUGGAGCACGCUCAGUCGCUCCUCCUCCAGUUCUCAGAAGGACACGCUGAGGUGACACCCUGGCUGGAUGAAACGCAAACCCUGAUCGGACAACUCUCACUCCACACAAUAAGCUACGAGGCGUUUCGAGAACAACAAGAUCUUUUACAGGGCCUGAGGGAGUCAAUAGCAGAGCACAGACCUUUGAUUUCACGCUUGUGUUCUCUGGCAAAACGUCUGUCAGAACUGAACCCACUGCAGGGGGCACCCUUCUGUCAAAAAGCUGCAGAGACUGAGGAGCAGCAUCGAGCCAUCAAGGAGCGCGUGAAGGAGACCGCGAAACUCCUGGAGGAGUCUCUUCCUCGAUUCACUCAGCUGAAUGAGAGGAUGAUUCUGAUCCGGGAGAGUCUGGAACGCCUGCGCAGUCAUUUGCAGACGCCCACCCCGCUCCAAGGACUCACCCCCAGGAUCCAGGAGCAGAUACAGGACAACAAGCACACGCUGGCUGAGAUGUCCAAACUGGAGCUGGGCCUGAGGAGCGUCCAGGCUCAGGCUGAUGAGCUGCUGGCCAACACUCAGGCGGCCGGGGACGGGUCCAUCGGCACAGCUAUCAAAGAACAAGUGUCCAGCCUCGCUCAGUUGUGGGGUGAGACCCAAACCCAGGCUCAGGAGCGGGACAGCUGGCUGCUGAAGCUCCUGGAUCUCGCCAUGAAGUUCUGGAGCGACGUCAGCGACGUCACCGCCACUCUCAGCGAUGCUCAGCAGGCGGUUUUGGAUCUGAACGCAAGUCGUACAGAUUCCGACACCAUCCGACAGAGCCUGGAAACCAUGCAGACUCUGCGGGAAGACAUAGACGGUCUACAGGUGGAUCUGGACACGCUUGGUGUUCUCGGGAUGGACUUGAUGUCCGCGUGCGGAGACACAGACAAACCAGAUGUCACCAAGAGCCUGGACGAGCUUUAUUGCACGUGGAAUAACUUGAGCAAACUGUGGAUGGAAUGCCACAAAAAGCUGGAGGAGUCCCUGGAGAUGGCCUUGCACUAUCAGGACACGAUGCAGGGUUUGUUUGAGUGGUUGAAAUCAGCUGAGCUACGGUCCGAAGAGGAGUUCAUGGUGGGAACUGACCUGGAGUCAGUUAAAGAGCAGCUGCGUGACCUCAAGGAGUUCAAGAGAGAACUGUACCAGAAGAAAAUCGAAAUAGAGAGUCAGAACCAUCGCUUUGUGUGUCGACUCUCGCCCGGUUCCGAGCGCUCAGGCUCAGUUUCGCCACUGUGCGACUUCAGGCAGCGUUGGGACAAUUUGGAGUCAGAGACUGUCACUCGGCAGCAUCAGCUGGAGUGUGCGCUCCUGGGUCUGGGUCAGUUCCAGAACACACUGGAUGAGCUGCACACAUGGCUUGCCAGGACUGCUGAGCAACUGCAGGGCGGUUUGCCAGUCAGCAUAGACCUGCAGGCCUGUGAAAUAGAGCUGGCUAAACACAAGGUAUUGCGCAAUGAUGUCAUGUCCCACGUCCGCACUGUGGAGUCUCUCAACAAGGCUGGCAGGGAGCUGCUGGAGGUUGGGUCUGGAGACAGCCCACACGGUCUGCAGUCUCGGCUGGAGCAGCUCAAUGAGAGCUGGGAAUUUGUCCGCUGUGAGACUGAACGUUGUCAGUUGGAAUUGGAAAACAGACUUAGCCAGGUGCAAGAUGUCACAAUGGAGAUGCAGGAUCUUCUUCAGUGGCUGGAAAACACUGAUAUCCGAUUGUCUUCUGCCAAGACCAUGUGGGGAAUGCCAGACUCUGCCUCAGAAAGGCUCAACACACAUUUGGAGCUCUGCAAUGAAAUGGAGUCAAAGCUUCACACCUUCACAGAUGUGAAGAACGCCAUCCACAGGAUGCUGGGGAGCAGGGAUGCAGCCAGAGGAUCCAACACUGAACACAGUCUGUCUAUUCUCGAGCAGAGAUGGGCAUCUGUUUAUAAUAAAGUCCAGGAGCGAAAGGCCAAGCUUCUGAAAGGACUUAACCUGGCUAAAGAAUUCCACAGCAAUGUCCAGGAUCUUCUCACCAAGAUGACCAAGUUUGAGGAAUCCAUUGCUUUUCUUCCUGCACCAAGCUUUGUUCUGGACACCGUUUGCGCUCAGCUUCAGGAUCAUAAAACUCAAGUGAAUGAAGUGAAGGACUACGGUGAGAAGAAGAGCGCGGUGGAGAACGCUGGCUGUCAGCUGACGGAGCUCAGCAGGAAAGAAGACUGUGACGUCAUUCACAACCUCAUAAUCACGGUCCAGGAUCGCUUUCAGAAGAUCCAGCAGAGCACUUUAGAGAAGGGCAGGAAGCUUGAGGCGGCAAGGAAGAACGCCAAACAGUUUAACGAAUCUUGGCGCCUCCUAGUGGACUGGAUGAGGGAGGUCGAGCAAACCCUUGACACGCACAAAGAGAUCUCACAAACCCAUGAGGAAAUUAAACAGCAGCUGUCUGAACAGAAGGAGUUUCAAAAGCUGAUGAGGAUGAAGAGGCCGAUGUAUGAGGCCACGAUGAAGAAUGGUCGAAGCCUUCACGAGAGGGCUCACAGCAGCCAAGACAAGCAGCAUCUGGAGAACCUUCUGGCGGAGCUUAAAGAUGCGUGGGACACUGUCAGUGGGAAGUCAAUGGAGCGACAACACAAACUAGAGGAGGCGCUGCUGUUUUCUGGCCGGUUCACUGAUGCUCUCCAGGCUCUCAACGACUGGCUGUACAGAGCUGAGCCGCAACUCGCAGAGGACGUUCCUGUACGGGGAGACAAAGACAUGGUCAACAACCUGAUCGACAAACACAAGAAUUUCCAAAAGGAGUUGGGGAAACGAGCAGGAUGCAUUAGGACCCUGAAGCGCUCCGUGAGAGACCUGACCAGGAGCAGCUCAGCUGAUGCCCACUGGCUGCAGGAGCAGAUGGAGGAGCUGGAAAGCCGAUGGGAGGCGGUGUGCAAGCUGUCUGUCAGCAAGCAGGACAGACUGGAGGCCGCUCUCCAGCAGGCAGAGAAGUUUGACAGCCUGGUGCAUUCUUUCAUGGAGCGCCUCACCGAGUCUGAGCGGUCUCUGAAAUAUGGCUUCAUCCCGGACGAUGAAAACAGACUGCUUGUUUUCCUCAAACAACAUGAGGAGUCGGUGGCUUCUCUUCAGGCUCAUGCCGAAGACUUAGAAAACAUCCAGACUCUCGGUGAGGAGAUCCUAUCGUCGUCCCACCCAGAUUCCAUCAUCACACUUAAAUCCUGGAUGAGCGUCACCAAGACUCGCUACGAGGAGGUUCUGGCAUGGGCCCAACAGCAUGGGCAGAAGAUCCAGAACAGCCUGUCGGCUCUGCAGGCUGAGAGAGAGGCGGUGCAGAGACUGCUGGACUGGAUCUCCUCAGCAGAGGAGGCUCUUGGCGUCAAAGAGCAAGAACCGCUGGCCGAGACCAUAGAACAGAACCAGCAGCUUAUUGCUCAGCACCAGGAGUUCAUGGAGGAGUUGAAUAAAAAGUUCCCAGAGGUUGAAAUCGCCACCAAAUCCUGCAAGCACAAGAGCAUCCCGAAACAGAUCUCUCCAAGCAAACGUCCGCUGACAAGGCGGAGGAGCACUCUGAAGAUACAGCCAGCUGCGCCUCUUCCCCUGGAGCACCUCGACCCCCAGACCCCUCAGCUCAGUCAGCUGGUCAGCCAGUGGCAGAAGCUGUGGCUCCUCACGGUGACCCGACAAAAACAUCUUGAGCAGCACCAGCAAGCGCUGAAAGAGAUGGAAGAGUUUGCCAACUUUGACUUCAACAUUUGGCGAAAGCGCUACAUUCAGUGGAUCAGCCAUCUGAAAUCCCGGAUCUUAGAUGUGUUCCGAAGCAUUGACCGGGACCAGGAUGGACGCAUCAGCCAGAAGGAGUUCAUAGACUACGUUCUGGCCUCCAAAUUUCCCACUAACUCUCUGGAGAUGGCAGCAGUGGCCAACAUCUUUGACUUGAACAACGAUGGCUUCAUCGACUACUACGAGUUUGUGAGCGCCCUGCACCCGAGCAGAGACCCCUACAGGAAGACCCUGGAUGCAGAUCAGAUCAAUGAAGAGGUGAGUCGACAAGUGUCACAGUGCAGCUGCCCCAAGAGAUUCCAGGUGGAGCAGAUCAGUGCCAACAGAUACAGGUUUGGAGAUUCCCAGCAGCUACGGAUGGUCAGGAUCUUACGCAGCACACUCAUGGUGAGAGUGGGAGGAGGAUGGACCGCCCUCGAUGAGUUCCUGGUGAAAAACGACCCCUGCAGAGUGAAAGGUCGCACCAACUUGAAGAUAAAGGAGAAGUACUUGUCUCCUCCGGGAAGCACCACAAAGGGUUUGACUGUUAGCAGGUCCAACUCCAGCCUCAGUCUCUACAGCAGUGCCUCCGCCCCGACCAGUCCCAUGACACGCAAGGCGCUGCUGCGGAGGAGUUUUUCAGGCGAUCGGUGCAUACGCCCUCGAAGCUCCAUCGCUGCUCUAGGUUCAGAUCUACACUUUGUCACAGCGACGGAGGACAACUCUCCAUCGCCAUCAGAAGACGCCGAGAGGUUACUCACAUGACCACCUCGGCCUUCCAGCUGCUGCCAAGUCAAACCCAAACAGCCUCUGGGCCCCAAAACACAGAGAUAAGAGGAAGCCCAGUGACAGACACAACGGUUACGAAAUCUGUGGGAAAAUCAAACGAGGAGUUUUAACCGGACAGCAACUUUUGUACGACGUGUUUAGUUUGAGUAGAGUUAGAGGAUUCCGCAUGGACACUGUCUGCAUGAACGAAGGAACUUUUCUAACCAUUAGCAGAGACAGAAAGAGAAGAGUUGCUCACCGUAGAAAAGACGGAAGCAAUAGAACUAUUCAGCAUGCGAAUACAACGCCCAAAUAGCAUCCAAAAAUUGUACACCAAAACUAUAAGAUGAAGCAAAGGUACUGUGUCGUGAUUUGACUUUUUAUUGUCGUUCCAUAGAGAUUGGUGGCAGGGCCACACCACUUUUACAGUUUUUUGCAAGCAACGUGUAAAGUUUAUUACCCUGCAUCGACAGGACCUUUUGAGAUUGUGUGAUAAAGAGAUUAUUUUCUCAGGAUUGAUUUUGGAUGUAUGUAUUUCUAUGGAACGUGACUGUGAAAAUAGAGGUUUGUUGGCUUCUCUAUAGCCCUGUAGAUUUUUUUUUUUGGUUUGUUUUAUAUCAAAAAAUGCACUUUCUUUAUCCGACUACUGAUCAUACUGUAUGUUUGUGAGAAAUCUUGACACGCAGGUAUGAGAAUUAAA
Synchiropus splendidus (mandarinfish) is the source of this 7381-nucleotide messenger RNA. RefSeq names its product microtubule actin crosslinking factor 1b (gene macf1b). Gene Ontology annotation, biological process: hemidesmosome assembly; cytoplasmic microtubule organization; wound healing. Gene Ontology annotation, cellular component: cytoplasm; intermediate filament; focal adhesion. Lineage: Eukaryota; Metazoa; Chordata; Actinopteri; Syngnathiformes; Callionymidae. Gene Ontology annotation, molecular function: microtubule binding; calcium ion binding; structural molecule activity. The record is from RefSeq and is a predicted model, not a curated record. The coding region runs from base 373 to 6678 and encodes 2101 amino acids. The transcript has 40 exons.